Notechis scutatus (mainland tiger snake) is the source of this 484-nucleotide messenger RNA. NCBI's taxonomy places the organism in Eukaryota, Metazoa, Chordata, Lepidosauria, Squamata, Elapidae. The record is from RefSeq and is a predicted model, not a curated record.
GCACUCUACAGGAGUAUAAGUACAUUGACAAACCAUAGCAAAUAAGCUGAUUUAAGGACAUGACACGAGUGACUGUCAGAGACUAUAUAGAUAAGUUGAAGAAAUGGAACCAGAGGAUGAGUCCCUGUAUAAAUACAAAGGAUUCUAUUUCAUAACUGGAAUCUCCUCACCUGAACAUUUAGAUUCACUGGACAGUUUUGAAAUCCGAGAUGAUGAUACAUUCAUAAUCACAUAUCCUAAAUCUGGAACAAUAUGGACUCAGAAUAUUGUCAGCUUGAUUCUUUAUGAAGGACAUCGAAAUGGAACUGAAAAUUUUACCCUCUAUGACCGGGCACCAUGGCUGGAGUAUAAUCUUAUCCAUGUAGAUUUAUCCAAUCGCCCAUCACCUCGUGUCAUUUGUUCCCACCUGCCCUACUAUAUGGUACCCAAAGGAUUACAAAAUAAAAGAGCAAAAAUUAUUUAUGUGCUUAGAAAUCCAAAGGAU